AUUUACGAUCUUUUUCCUUUGGAGGAUUUGUUGGAGACUGAAUUUCAAGACAACGAAUCUGGUCAAUCAACGCCUAAACAAUCACCAAACGGCUCAAUAAACGGCAUAUUAAACGGCAUAAACAACGGAACCCAUAAACCAAUGAUGUUAUCUUCCCCAGCUGCCUCUACAGCUGCUUUGUCUUCCUCGCCUUCUUGUGCUUCUUCCCCCUCUUCAAAUUUGAAAGAAAUUUCUACACCUACCCCAGAUGUAGCUGUUGUUAGAUUAAAACUACUUAGGGUGGAAAUGCCGGAGGAUCAACUACCUCAAAAUUGCCAGUUGAGUGACCUCAGCUGUGCAGUUAAUGUUAAAGAAAAGGUGGAGAUUAAUGGUGAAAACCGUUUAAUCCAAAAAAGAAAAACAAUGCAGCUACAAUGGGAAAAGUGUUUUGAUGUUGGCAUUCUACAAAAUCGGGUACUUCAAAUGCUUGUUCAAAACGAUAAAACACUUGUUGCUGAUGCAACUAUGAGGCUUGAAGAUAUUGUUUGUAAAAGUAAAACUGAUGCAGUUACUCAUAUUUGGAUAAAUCUAAAACCUUGUGGACGUAUUCUGGCCCAAACCUUAAAAAUCGGCAAUGGCUCCCAAGAUCAACUAUCAGAAGAAAGUGGUGCUUCUCAAAUGGCUACCCCAAAAGGAUUUGGUGAUGGAAUUUAUAGACGCAGAGGGGCUAUAAAACAUGCAAAAAUACAUGAAAUCAGAGGCCACGAAUUUGUUACAACCUCAUUCCGUCAAUUUACUUUUUGUUCAAUUUGUGGAGAAUUUAUGUGGGGGUUAAAUAAACAAGGAUAUCAAUGCCAACUUUGCACACUAGGCAACGGUACACAAAAAAUGUCAUGAAAAAACUCUAAGUCAAUGCCCGGGCUCAGCUAAAAAUACAAAAGAUACAAUUUACCUUAAAGAACGUUUCA
This is a messenger RNA of Meloidogyne enterolobii, 947 nucleotides long. Lineage: Eukaryota; Metazoa; Nematoda; Chromadorea; Rhabditida; Meloidogynidae. The record is from the annotation of a GenBank genome assembly.